Molecule: messenger RNA, 555 nt
Organism: Endocarpon pusillum Z07020
Lineage: Eukaryota; Fungi; Ascomycota; Eurotiomycetes; Verrucariales; Verrucariaceae
Exons: 2
Coding region: 1-555 (184 amino acids)
Source: RefSeq, a predicted model, not a curated record
AUGCUCGCUUUUGCCGCUCUUCUGCUGCUCCUCCCACUUGGGCCCCUCCUCCAGCUGCAAUUUACAUUGGCCGCAAAAUCCGUACCGAGGGCCCUCAACAUCACCACUAUUGCUGCCAACCCCCAAAAGGAGUCGAUUCUCGAAUGCUGGCGUUUGACUGCGCCAUUGCUUGAAUCUUCAGUACCUGGUACCUCAGGCGCCGUAUUUGCACAACUGGGACAGGGGAAUGCGACGAGCUAUGGCCUGAUUCCACCACGUUUCGAUGGGGGGCUGCAUAAUGCGCCUGCGAUACAAUGGGUCGUAUUUACCGCCGGCGAGGCUGUGAUCUCUUUUCCCAAUUCAUCAGCACAAGCUACCAUACACGGUGGAAGGAAUGGUCUGAUACUCGCAGCUGACAUUGCUAGCGUCAGUACCUACGGUCACAUCACCAUGUAUCCAAGCAAUCAGGAAACAGUUGCCAUCCAAAUACCAUUGGAAAACAACAUCGUGCCCGAUCAUACAGUGUUGUAUGAAGGUCCUUGUAGGAAGAGAGAGCAGGACAAUUACAAGCAAUGA